Molecule: messenger RNA, 2049 nt
Organism: Anopheles coustani
Lineage: Eukaryota; Metazoa; Arthropoda; Insecta; Diptera; Culicidae
Gene: I-2
Product: protein phosphatase inhibitor 2
Exons: 4
Coding region: 436-1098 (220 amino acids)
Biological process (GO): regulation of signal transduction
Molecular function (GO): protein phosphatase inhibitor activity
Source: RefSeq, a predicted model, not a curated record
UUUUGCGACCGACUCGGUAAAAUUAUCAGUGAAAGAUAGUGUAGAAAAUCUGAUCAGUGAUCUUAUCUGAACGAUAUAACAGCAUUUUGGACUAUCUUGCCCAUUCCUUUCGGCGCAGUACGUUUCAGUUUGUAAAUACAUCUAGCAAUCGAAGAGGCAGUACAAUUUCGCACCUUCCGGCACGGUGUCAGCUUUCUAAAAAAUCUCGUCGAUAGAGGGAUUUGUAGGUGUGAAAAUUUUACAAGGUGCCUGUAAGACGUAAUCCCACGAUCGCGUUUGUUAGAUCUGAUCAUCUAAUAGCGCCUUUUCACUAGAAUCGUAACGUUUACCAACGGUGACGCUUCCGAACGGACAAGCGCGUCACUCAUUCCAGUUCAACCGCACCGGAUCCCGGAACCAACCGUCAAAAUUAGCGGAGAAGCAAGAACACGUAAAAUGUCCUUUAGCUCGGACUCGCCGGAUGCAAAGAAGCCCUGCAAGGGUAUUCUGAAAUCUUCCAGCAGCUUCGACAAACACUCAUCGGCGGCAUCUUCUGCACAUCGGAAAAGCGCCAAAUUCGACGAACUGAACGUAUUACAAACGUACCACCCGCCGGACAAAGACUAUGGUCACAUGAAGGUGGACGAACCCAAAACACCGUAUAACUACGUGGAGGAAGGGGACGUCGAUCAGCUCGACGCCGAACUGCUGGCAGAAAGAUUGCGCGUGGCAGCUAACUCGAAAGAAGAGUCCGCAUCAGAGGAAGAAUCCGAGGAAGAAGAGGAAGAGUUAACUGAGGAACAGAAAAAGCGCAAAGUUGAAUUCGAACGGCGCCGAAAGGCGCAUUACAACGAGUUCGAGGCGGUCCGGUUGGCACGCAAACUCAUCGAGGAGGACGAAGACGAUGAGGACGACAACGUAGAGACGGAUGGUGCGGCCAAUAGUGGUACCGCCGCCGGUACAAGCAAUGCAACUGAAUCGACGGUACCGACACAGGCCGCGAAAGGUGACACAUGCAUGGAAGUGGAGGAGCCGGACGACAGCGCGCGAAAGCCGAAGCUGUCCACUCCUGAACAUCAGGCCACUCGGUUAAAACCAGGUAUGGAGGAAAUCGUCUAGACGCACGGCGUUAACGAUAUCCGCGCGCGGUAUGUGUGCCCGGAAAAUAAAUGUUUCCAUGCUGAGGACGUCGUUUGUGAUGUGUUCAGCUCACUAACGCAAACAAGCAAACACCUUGCGCACGUUUGCGCCACACGUGUAACACAAUGUGGAAUAUUUCCCAAAACAAGACGCAAGGCUACACCACUCUGCCACUUUGUAACUUCUAUAGACGGCGUAUAGCCUGGUAUGCACGCAAACAGAGAAGGCAGAAGUUUUAUCUAUUUUAUUUUUAUACACAUUGAAAUGCGCUUCCCGUGUUGUGUACCGCUUCGGAUGGAAUGGAUCUCCAGCGUGCUGAAAUUUUAUAUAUAAAAUACCGCAAUGCAGUUAAACUAGACACUACUCUAAUUGUUCGAACAUUGUACGAAAGUUACAGUCAAACAUAAGCAAUCAAACGUAGAACGAUUUCGUUCGUACAACAUAAAUACUUCAGGCAUACUUUAAACAUCACGUCAUUAUUGGUUUACGAUAAAUCGUUCGCGAUCAUAUCGAUCGUGUAAUGAAAUAUUUCACUAGUCAAUUGACGACGUAAACGCCUACUUUGACCCACCUUCCCGUCGAUUUCUGCGAUCUUCUAAUGUAUUUUCUUUUCUUUCAUUUCUUUUGCUGUAUUUCCGUUUCUCUAUCAAAACUCACACUGUUUGUUGAUUAAUGGCUACUGACAAAAUUAAAAUCACAAAUUAUGUUUCUUCAUUAUUUAUAUAACUACCCUAUACGCCCGACUCUUGUGUGUUGUACCUAUGUUCGUCCUGGCUCCAGUUCACUCUAGCUCGGCAAUUCUUGAGGAAAGCUCCGAGCUAAGUGGACCCCGCAGCUCGGUUAUCGCAUUAAUAAUGCUCGUGUCCAUUGGAUUGAUGAUCUUUUUUAUAGUUUGCUUUACGUUACUGUUUUUUUUGGUGAGAAACAGCA